Molecule: messenger RNA, 2436 nt
Organism: Heterocephalus glaber (naked mole-rat)
Lineage: Eukaryota; Metazoa; Chordata; Mammalia; Rodentia; Bathyergidae
Gene: Prss38
Product: serine protease 38
Biological process (GO): proteolysis
Molecular function (GO): serine-type endopeptidase activity
Source: RefSeq, a predicted model, not a curated record
AUGAAGCCUGAACAGGCAGGUUCCUCGCAGCUGGGAGGCCCACGCCUGCCCGGAAACGAGGACGGCGAGCGCGGGAACUCUGAACGGCGGCCCCGCCCCUUCCGUGCGCAGCGGAGCCCUCGCCCUGCUGGGGGCGCUGUCGCGGGCUCCGGUGCUCGCCUGGCCGGUGGGCUCAUGGCCGCCCCGGCGAGCGUCCGGGGCGUCAUCCUCGCGCUCCUGCUGCUCCUGCCGGCCCCUUUCCUCGCGCUCCCGCCCGGGCGCCUCGCCGUCCCCUCGCACCCCGCGCCCGCCUGUGGCCAGCGCGCGCCCGCGGCCGGGCGCAGGUGGCCGUGGCAGGUGAGCGUGCACUACGCGGGCGCGCACGUGUGCGGCGGCUCCGUGCUCGACGCCUACUGGGUGCUGUCGGCCGCCCACUGCUUCGGCUGGGACAAGAGCAUCGCCUCCUUCGACCUGUACGUGGGCCUCAACGACCUGCGGGCCGCCGGCGCGCACACUCAGUGGUUCGCCAUGAGCCGCGUGAUCCUGCACCCCGCCUACCAGAUGUGGCACCCCCUGGGCGGGGACGCGGCGCUGGUGCAGCUGCAGUCGCGCAUCGAGUUCUCGGACGCCGUGCGGCCCGUGUGCCUGCCACCGCCCACCCUGCAGCUGGACGGCAGCGAGGUCUGCUGGGCCACGGGAUGGGGGCUCACAUCCCUGCAGGGCCUUUCCUCGAACCAACUACAGGAGGCCCAGCUGCCCCUGGUCCCGCAGACCCUGUGCAGGAUUCUCUAUUCGUACCCUGCCAUCCUGCCCAACAUGCUGUGCGCUGGGAGCCUGGGGACCCUGCGGACCGUGUGCGAGGGUGACUCUGGGGGCCCACUGGUGUGCGAGUUCAACCGCACGUGGGUGCAGAUUGGAAUCAUGAGCUGGGGCUGCGGCUGCAACGAACACGUGUACCCUGGAGUGUUCGCCCGAGUCUCCUAUUUCUCCUCGUGGAUCCGCUACCACGUGGAGAGAAAGCCCCUUCCUUCCCAGCCAGCCCCCGCCCUCUGCCCCGCUCGGGGGGCCGCCCUCGGUGUGCUUGUGACCGCACUGGCCGGCCUGGGCCUCUCCUGACGGCCACGCAGCUCCCUCCCACAUGACCAGGCAGGGGUGAGGCUGGGCCCAGGUGUGGCCUGCAAGGGGUUGAGAGCAACGGAGCGGGGCUGGAGGAAGAGGCGGGAGGCAGGCGGGCCCUGGAGCCAGAAGAUAUUAAAUGUUCAUAAAGCAGGGGCUCUGCUGUUUUUCCCCUCCCGGUCCACGGCGGGACCAGGCUCCCAUCAGCCCCGUCACAGCCUGGGAAACCAGGGACCUCGAGAGGACACCUGUGUGAAGCUGGGGGUGCACCCAGACCUGAGGCGAGGUCUGUAGCCUGUAACCAGAAAAGUGCUGAAAACAUCAAACGUCCAUUUGGAGAAACCAGAAAACGCGAGCUGAGUGAGGGUGGACGCAAGGGGGUGCAUGAAAGGCCCAACAGCAGUGAAUGCGCCGGCAGAACAGAAGGGCAGGGGCCUGGAACCCGUCCUCACCCCAUGCAGCGACCUGGGGUCACAGAUAGCUCAUGUCCCCACCAUCCCUCAUCCCUCAUCCCUCUGGGGUCACCGCAGUGCCCGGGAAGCUGCGCUGGGUCCCGUACGAGUAGGACAGCGGUCACAGGGACCUGGGUCGGCAGGCGUGGUGCUCGGGGUCCUGGAACCCAUCUGCAAUGGGUGUGUGUUAGAGAGCUGUUGAGAUAGAGACCAGGGAAAAUAGAAAACUUCACGAUAAGAAUAAAAUUACACAAAACAUAACAAAUCACAAGAGAUACAAUUCUAUGUAAAUAAAUUUUAAUGAAAGGAAGUAAUGUUAUCAAAACCAACCCCAGUCCAGAUAGAAAGCUUAAACAAACCAAACUGCACAAAUGAAGUGGGGAAAUUUAGUAGAGAACAUUUCCUCCCAUAGAAAUCCACUGGUUUCCUCGGGAACCCCACUGAUCCAGCUGCAGGCCCUGGCCCUGCCCCUGCCCAGCCCAGGAACGGAGGAGCCUCCCCUUCCUCACGGGCAGGUGACUGGGCACCGCGAUAUCACCUUAGCCCGCACAAGCUCAGCUCAGCUCGGCUCAGCUCGGCUCAGGGGCAGAAACACAGAAACCCAAAGAAAAGUAACAGACACAGUCCCGUGCUAUUUCCUAAAACCAUGCUCUAUGGUCAAGUAGGUCUAUUGCAGUUACUUGAGGUUGGUUAGAUAUGAGGGACCCUAUGGGUAUAGUUUAUCAUUUUAAUUACUCUGCUAAAGAAAAGAGUAUUAAUGAAUAAGCUUUUGAUAAAUCCAAAACCCACUUCCAAUUACAAAAUAAGACAAAUCAGUGGUUUGAAACGGGACAUGAUGGCGCAUGCCUGUAAUCAGCACUCAGAAGGCUGAGGCAGGAGGAUUACUGAG